Messenger RNA from Gigantopelta aegis, 1483 nucleotides. RefSeq lists its product as uncharacterized. NCBI's taxonomy places the organism in Eukaryota, Metazoa, Mollusca, Gastropoda, Neomphalida, Peltospiridae. The transcript is spliced from 4 exons. The coding region runs from base 230 to 1297 and encodes 355 amino acids. The record is from RefSeq and is a predicted model, not a curated record.
AUGGGGGGAGAACUUGGCUACCGUGGUUGUGGUUCACCUGUUAAUAUUCAGUAUUAUUAAUGGUUCUGUAUUAAGUUCUCGGUGACAAUAUUGAGAUAUCAUGACACUGGAAUUCUGGGAUACCUACAACUGAGUAGGUUUUCAUGUCUGUUUGGAUUCUGCAGGCACCGUGUGCGUGAUUUUUAAACUGUGAAUUGAGACCACGCUGUGAUCAAGGGGAGAAGGGUGUAUGUGGGGCUCGGGUGAAGACGAGGCUGGAGAAAAAAACCAAGAACACCAAGAAGAAGAAGAGGAAGAAGAAGAAUACACACUGUUUGAUCGGGUUGCGACCGGCAAGGAGUACGUGAUGAUGGUGAAGCAUGAGCCUGGCUUCCUCGUCAUCAUCGUCGUCAACUUCCUCGUGCUCAUCGUCACGAUCUUCUUCAACGUCGAGGUGCAGCCCAUACCACAAAUACACAUAAACAACUUGUUCGUGAAUGGAUACGCUAACAUCUCGGACAGUUUCCCACUGGAGAUAACACCAGCCAGCUGGACGUAUUCGCUGUGGGGCGCUGUGUUCGCCUGGCAGCUCGUCUGGGCCAUCUACAGCCUCGUGUCCAUCUUCCGGAAGACUUCUGAAGGUCCCGUCUACCUGUGCCCGGUCCUGCUUCCUCGGUUCUUCUUCCUUCUCUUCUCUCUCGGCCUCUGUUUCAACAUCGGCUGGAUGUUCCUCUGGGACAGGAUGUACGUCUCCAUCGCCUUCAUCUUCGCCUUCCUCAUGACCUUCACCUUGUUCGGAGCUCUAGUCUUGUCGUACCGUGGGCUGGGGAGGAACUCGUACCUCCUGAAAUCUCUGGGCCGACGCGCCGACCUGUGGAUGGUUCGAGUUCUCGUCCAGAACGGCGUCGCCUUCUACGCCACGUGGUCCGCGCUCAUCGCGCUGCUAGACCUCGGCUCAGUUCUGUCUUACGCCGCGAUCCCUCAACUGGACGUCGGUCUAUCGUCCACCAUUGUUCUCGGACUGGUUUCUGGUUUCGUCGUGGUCUACUUCCUGGUGGAUAUUUUCCUGGCGGACCGGUACAGCCGCUACACCGUGAGUCCGUACGUGGUGAUGAUCGUCUUUCUCACCGGAGUGUUCGUCACGGCCUGGCGGGGCAGCACGCUGAACGGAGUGUUCUCCCUUUCACUGCUGGCCACCUGCAGCACGCUGUCGCUCAUCAAACUGUUCUACAUCUGCCUCCAGGAGGCGACCACGCCCAAGGAAAAGGAGCUGGACAUUUUGAAAGAGUUGGACGAAACUCGCAGUUUACUCAAAUAAACAGGCAAUAAAAAACAACACAAAAACCCCAAAACAAACAAUAAACGAAAAAAACAAAACAAGAAGAAAAAACAAACAACUACAAACAAUAACACCCACCCCACACAUGCACACGAAAGAUUAGCGGAUAAAAAUCCCCGUGCACACACACACACAUACACAUACAGGCACACACACAUACAGGCA